GGCUUCCCCAACAGGAUCCUCUAUGGAGAUUUCAAACAGAGAUACCGCAUUUUGAACCCAAGUGCUAUCCCUGAGGGACAGUUCAUCGAUAACAAAAAAGCUUCAGAAAAGCUUUUGGGCUCCUUGGAUAUAGAUCAUACCCAGUACAAGCUGGGACACACCAAGGUAUUUUUCAAAGCUGGGCUGCUAGGUCUGCUGGAGGAGAUGAGAGAUGACCGCUUAGCUCUAAUUAUCACCAGGAUCCAGGCAAGGUCAAGAGGUGUUCUAGCAAGAAUUGAAUUCCAGAAAAUUGUAGAACGCAGGGAUGCACUACUUGUGAUCCAGUGGAACAUCCGUGCUUUCAUGGGGGUCAAGAAUUGGCCCUGGAUGAAGCUGUAUUUCAAGAUCAAACCUCUGCUGAAAUCAGCAGAGACUGAAAAAGAGAUGGCCAACAUGAAGGAAGAGUUUGCCAAACUGAAAGAGGCUUACGCAAAAUCUGAAGCUCGCAAAAAGGAACUUGAAGAAAAAAUGGUUACACUUCUCCAAGAGAAGAAUGACCUGCAGCUUCAAGUUCAAUCUGAGCAAGAUAACCUCUGUGAUGCUGAAGAAAGAUGUGAGGGGCUGAUCAAGAGCAAGAUCCAGUUGGAGGCAAAAAUCAAAGAGUUGACAGAAAGACUGGAGGAUGAGGAGGAGAUGAAUGCUGAACUGACUGCUAAGAAGAGGAAGCUGGAGGAUGAGUGCUCUGAGCUGAAGAAAGACAUUGAUGACUUGGAAUUAACUCUGGCUAAAGUGGAGAAAGAGAAGCAUGCCACUGAGAACAAGGUGAAGAACCUGGUUGAAGAGAUGUCUGCUCAGGAUGAAAUAAUUGCUAAGUUGACCAAGGAAAAGAAAGCCUUACAGGAAGCU
Molecule: messenger RNA, 885 nt
Organism: Plectropomus leopardus (leopard coralgrouper)
Lineage: Eukaryota; Metazoa; Chordata; Actinopteri; Perciformes; Serranidae
Source: RefSeq, a predicted model, not a curated record